AUGUCAUCACCGGCUCAGAAAGAAAUCAGAACUAUGAAGGAUUUCUUGGAGGAAACUGAAAUGCAUUUACUUGAAUGCAAGGUCUGCUUUGAAAGGUACAGACAGCAGCAGAGACGCAGGCCCAAAAACCUUCCCUGUGGCCAUACUAUGUGCCAAGACUGCGUCUCCUCUCUCUGCCGUCUUGGAAAUGAAAGGCUAGAGUGCCCAUUCUGCCGCAAAGCCUGUCGUAAGCAGGAUACUAGUGUGUGUCUCCCUAUUCUACACCUUUUAGAGAUCUUAGGACGGGUUGUUCCCGAUCAGCCUGAAGCUUCUUCUGCAGACUGCGCAAGAAGUCAAGUGACAAAACUUGAAUCUGCAAGUUUCAACCUUAGCGUCUCGUUUGGUGGUUGGGGUGUACUUUUUAAUCCAAGUGGCAUUGCUUUCUGUACCAAAACCAAAUGCUUGGUCGUGUCGCAUGAUGGAAAGAAAAGAAUCGCCAGAUUCACAAUGAAUGGGAAGUGCUUGCAACAAACUGGGGCGAAAGAGGAUUCUGACAAUGCCGUUAUUUACCCAGCUGAUGUAGCAGUGACCUUUGAUGGUUUCAUAAUUGUGACAGACACAGGGGAUCAUUCCCUUAAGGUGUUCAGUCAAUCUGGGAUGUGUAAGUUGGUGGUUAAGCAGCCGUUCAGCUUGCCCUGGGGCCUGGGCAUCAACUCCAAAAAUGAAGUCAUGGUAUCUGAUCCUGACAAUGGAAAUCUUGUUCUCUUAGCUGUAGACUUUGACAAUGGAAACAUCCAAAAAUGUUUAGACGUUUGUUCCCAUUUGACCCACCCCAGAGAGAUUGCUGUGUGCCCAAGAAGCGGGGAGGUUAUCGUGGUAGAGCACCUAGCCAAGAACGGCAAAAACUCUUACAGUACCUGCUUGAAACUUUUUAGUAGUCAGAUGAAACUCAUGAGGCAAAUUGAUAGUUUCAGCUUGAGCUUGCUUCUACCUUUAGCCGUCCAUACUUCUGGGGUGGCAUUUGACCGGUCCGGUAAUAUUUUGCUAGUAGACAUCAAUAAUAGAUGUGUCAUUUGCCUUCACAGAAUGGAAGGGUUUAAUACCAUAAAGCAUAUUGUUGCCAGUGGCCUAUCGUACCCGGUGGCAUUGGCUGUGUUAGAAGACGGUUCUGUUGCUGUGUUAGACAGUGGUAAUCACUCCGUUCUAAUUUAUUCUCCAUAAUCAUAGGGAAAUCUUCACUCCAGCAUGUUUUCUCUAAGUACUAAAAUGUAUAUGUUUAAUCGCAGCAUAUAGAAAACAAGGUAGACCUCAUAAUCUAUUCAAAAUCUAUCGGUGACAUUAUUGUCCACAAAAACUGUUCUGGGCAUGUGUAAUGUCUAUAAUAGGGGUUAGCAACCUCCGGCACUCAAGCUGUUGUGAAACUACAACUCCCAGCCGAGAGUUCUGAGAACAGCCAAGCAGGUGUGCGUGCUGGGAGUCGUAGUUUCACCACAGCUGGAGUGCCGAAGGUUGCUGUUCUCUGGUCUAUUAUAAAAUGGU
Messenger RNA from Bufo gargarizans (Asiatic toad), 1518 nucleotides. RefSeq names its product NHL repeat containing E3 ubiquitin protein ligase 1 (gene NHLRC1). Gene Ontology annotation, molecular function: protein binding; translation repressor activity; ubiquitin protein ligase activity. NCBI's taxonomy places the organism in Eukaryota, Metazoa, Chordata, Amphibia, Anura, Bufonidae. The record is from RefSeq and is a predicted model, not a curated record. The transcript has a single exon. Gene Ontology annotation, biological process: negative regulation of translation; protein polyubiquitination; proteasome-mediated ubiquitin-dependent protein catabolic process. The coding region runs from base 1 to 1200 and encodes 399 amino acids.